This is a messenger RNA of Oenanthe melanoleuca, 2190 nucleotides long. It is a transcript of the gene FOXD2, whose product is annotated as forkhead box D2. The record is from RefSeq and is a predicted model, not a curated record. Gene Ontology annotation, biological process: cell differentiation; anatomical structure morphogenesis; regulation of transcription by RNA polymerase II. Gene Ontology annotation, molecular function: DNA-binding transcription factor activity, RNA polymerase II-specific; RNA polymerase II cis-regulatory region sequence-specific DNA binding. Lineage: Eukaryota; Metazoa; Chordata; Aves; Passeriformes; Muscicapidae.
GCAGCGGCGCCGGGGCGCGGAUCCCAGCGGCGGGCGCAGCCCUCCGGCACGGCCCCGGGCCCAUCCCGGGAGCCGCCGCUAGGUGGGGGGGGGAGCCCGGCCCCGGCCGCCCCGGCCGCACAACAAUGACUUUGGGCAGCAGCGGCGGCGGCGGCUGCGGGAUCAUGUCCGAGCGCUCCCCGGAGGAAGAGCCGCUCUCCGAGGUGGAGGACGCGGAUAUCGACGUGGUGGGCCCGCCCCAGGAUGGGGGCAAGUACAGCGAGGAGGAGGAGGACGAGGACGAGGAGGAGGAGGACGAGGAGGACGGCGGCGAUCCGCUGGGGCUGGCGCUGCCGCGGAGCGGGGCCGCCAAGGCGCGCAUGGGGGGGUCCCCGGAGCGGCUGUCCCCCGGCGGCGGCUCGGAGCCCGCCUGCGCCCGCGGCGCCGCGCCCGGAGAGAAGGCGCCCGCGGGCGGCGGCGGCGGCGCGGGGGGGAAGAACCCGCUGGUGAAGCCGCCCUACUCCUACAUCGCCCUCAUCACCAUGGCCAUCCUACAGAGCCCCAAGAAGCGGCUGACGCUGAGCGAGAUCUGCGAGUUCAUCAGCGGGCGCUUCCCGUACUACCGGGAGAAGUUCCCCGCCUGGCAGAACAGCAUCCGCCACAACCUCUCCCUCAACGACUGCUUCGUCAAGAUUCCCCGGGAGCCCGGCAACCCGGGCAAGGGCAACUACUGGACGCUGGACCCCGAGUCCGCCGACAUGUUCGACAACGGGAGCUUCCUGCGCCGGAGGAAGCGCUUCAAGCGGCAGCAGCAGCUGCACCCGCCGCACCCCGAGCUGCUGCUGCGGGCCGGGGCCGCCGACCCCGCCGCCUUCCUGCCCGGCUUCGCCUACGGACCCUACGGCUACAACUACGGCCUGCAGCUGCAGGUACCCCCACCACCACCACCACCAUCCCGGCGGCGGAGGCGGCGGGCCGCGGGCGCCUUCCCCUUCCCGGCGCCGCACUGCCCGUUACCGGCUCCGCCGCCUCCCGCCGCAGCCUCCGUCUUCUCCGCCGCCUCGGGGCUGCCCUCCUUCCUGGGCGGCGAGCUGAACUGCAGGAAGUCCUUCUACCACCCCCAGCUGAGCCCCACCGCCCUGCCCGCCGCCCUCCUCCAGACCCUCAAGCCGGACCCCUCGCCCGCCGGCGGCGGCGGCGGCAGCGGCGGCACCAACCACCCCUCCCGGCCCUCUUUUUCCAUAGACAACAUCAUCGGGGGGGCCGUGCCCCCGCCGCCCAGCACCAACCCCAGCGUCGCGCCCGCCGCGCCCUACCCCGCCGGCCAGGCGGGCCCCCCGGCGCAGGUCCUGGCCGUGCUCAGCCCCGCCUUGGCCCCGGCACAGCCCCAGGUCAGCCUGGCACACGAGCCGCUCCUCCAGCCGGCCCAGAACUUUUCCAGUAAAAUCACAACCCUCAGCAGCUGUCAUUUUUAAAGUGUGCUGGGGACUGGGUAAGGGGAGGGGGAUGGGGGGGAGAGUCGCGAAGCAAACGGCCCCUUUCCAGCUCUCCCCCACUCCUCCGAAACUGCUCCCCUUCCCUCUCCCCGUGUCUCCCCCCCCAUCUCCUCCUGUUGUGUUUUAAGGUAGGAAAUAUUUCCUUUUUUUUUUUUUUUUUUUUUUUUUUUUAAUUUUUACUUAAUUUCCAGCCUCAGUGGCAUCCAGAUUUGUUUGUCUCCCUUUGCUCGGGAAAAAAAAAAAAAAAAACAAUAAAUCGGGAGGGCGGGAGGAGGGAAAGAAUAACACGAUUUGGUCCUACAAGCGCCAAAGCGUAUUUAUAAAGUGGCCGUAACAUAAGCUGGGACCUGGGCUGGUUGAACACGCAACGUCUUGUGAGGGGCGGAGGGGGGGCAUGUGAAGAACGAAACGGUCUUAGGGUCGGAAAUGUUUCCUUUGAGAGGUGCGGGUUUUCCGCGGGGGUCCCCCCAGAUCGCCUGGGAAAGCGGCCAGGGGAGUCGCGGACGGCCCCGGUAGCAGCGAGCCGGUUUCGUUCCUGCAAGUCUCUGUGCCGGGUGGCUUUGCCGUGUGUGUCUGUCUCUCCCCUGCUCUCAAAGAAAAUGUUUUAAUGGUCCGAUCUUAUUUUUAGUUUCUUUGAAGCUUCGGGCUUGGUUUUAAAAGGCACUGUUUAAGGUUUCUUUGUUUUUAAGAAGAAGAAAAGUCGGUGAAACUCAGG